This is a messenger RNA of Salvia hispanica, 1365 nucleotides long. Its product is annotated as mitochondrial fission protein ELM1-like. NCBI's taxonomy places the organism in Eukaryota, Viridiplantae, Streptophyta, Magnoliopsida, Lamiales, Lamiaceae. The record is from RefSeq and is a predicted model, not a curated record. Gene Ontology annotation, biological process: mitochondrial fission. Gene Ontology annotation, cellular component: mitochondrial outer membrane.
UCUAUUUCCAAAAUCCCUAAACCCUGAAUUAGAUUGAAUAAAAUCCAUCAAUUUUCCGAUGAAUUAACUCAAUGCGGGUGAUCAGCACAGCCAUUGUGAUCGGAAACGGCGUCGCCGGCGCCCAAAAUCAGUGCAUCGGCUUGCUUCGAGCUCUGGGUCUAUCCGAUAGAUACACACUCUAUCGUGUUAAUCGGCCGAGAGGCCGGAUCAAUGAUAAACUUCGUUGGUUGCCAAUUAAUGUGCAUAAACAAUUAGAUGGUGCUGUUGAGUGGAUUCGUGGAAAACCAUCUAAGAAAUUGAUGCCCUUUCCAGCUGAACCGAGAGAAGUUUUGGAGGCAGAUGCAAGACAUAUCGCCAGAGCUGCUCAGCAAACAUUUGAGAGGGACGGCCCCAUCUUGGUGGUUGCAUCAGGUCAUGAUACCAUCACUGUAGCAAGUUCCAUCAAGAAGUUGGUUCCAGACAAUGUCUUUCUUGUUCAGAUACAACAUCCAAGGUAUCGUCUACACAGAUUUGAUCUAGUGAUAACACCUCAGCAUGAUUAUUACCCCUUAUCGCCUGAGGCACGAGAACAAAUCCCUUUAUUGCUAAGAAGGUGGGUGACACCUCGAAAGCCUCCUGAUAAACAUGUGGUCCUUACGGUGGGAGCUCUACACCAGGCUGAUUCUGAUGCUUUGAGAAGUGCAGCUUCUGUGUGGCAUGAUGAGAUGGCACUCUUGCCUAAGCCCUUACUUGUUGUUUCCAUUGGAGGCCCUACAAGACAUUGCAGAUAUGGUGCUGAUCUUGCAAUGCAGCUUACAGCUUCAAUAAAAAGUGUACUUCCCACUUGUGGAAGUAUAAGAAUAUCGUUUUCUCGUCGAACUCCCAAGAUUGUAUCUGAAAUUAUUUUAACUGAAUUCUCAAACCAUCCAAGAGUAUACAUUUGGAACGGUCAAGAUCCAAAUCCACAUAUGGGACAUCUAGCUUUAGCAGAUGCUUUUGUAAUUACAGCUGAUUCAGUAAGCAUGUUGAGUGAAGCUUGCAGCACGGGGAAGCCAGUGUAUGUAAUCGGAGCAGAGCGGUGUACAUGGAAGUUUUCACAUUUUAUCAGAACCCUGCAUAGCAGAGGAGCAGUUCGACCAUUCACCGGUACAGAAAAUAUUUGUGAGAAAUGGGAGUAUGCUCCACUUGAUGAUACGGAGAGGGCUGCUGCGGAAGUGAUUAAGGCAGUUGCAGAACGUGGAUGGAGAUUGCUGCCUUAUUGUUAGAAGCAGCAGAUUAAUUGUACAAACUUUUGCACUCUAAUCUCUUGUACUUUUUUUACCUAAUUUAAAAAUUAUUUACCUUUACUAUAAUCCACAUAAUAUAAACUUAAUUAUUUCAGCUUCA